Messenger RNA from Tribolium castaneum (red flour beetle), 1834 nucleotides. RefSeq lists its product as uncharacterized. Gene Ontology annotation, molecular function: protein binding. Gene Ontology annotation, biological process: hematopoietic progenitor cell differentiation. The record is from RefSeq and is a predicted model, not a curated record. The coding region runs from base 372 to 1754 and encodes 460 amino acids. NCBI's taxonomy places the organism in Eukaryota, Metazoa, Arthropoda, Insecta, Coleoptera, Tenebrionidae. The transcript has 8 exons.
AGCUGUCCACAAUUUAUAUUUAUUUGAUAACAUUAAAAAAUCAUGUUCGGACAAACACCCCUUAUUCUAUGCCCAACUAACAAAACAGUGUUCUCAUGUCCUCUAACCCUAGUAAAUUUUGGUUUAGAUGCAUCUGUUGGCAAUAAUCGCCCAUCUGUCAAUUUUUGGGGCACCUGUGUCGGGCACGCGCAUAGACCCAGUGGCACGAAACACACUGUUCAAUUUUCCAAUCAAAAAUAUAUUUUGCACCCGAAAUACAAAAUUUUCAGUUACUUGAAUCAAAAAGUGGCUUCACUUUACCGAUCUCAACACGCGGGUUUAAUUUUUUGGUGGAAUCACUAGCACUAAAUUUUGAAUUAACAUUUCCUAAAAUGGUAUUGGUAAUUUCGCAACAAACGUUCGACGAAGCCGUCCAAGAAAAUAUGAACGACCUUGGAUUAUCUCAAGAGGAGGCUGUUGCUGAAGCCAUCGCCCAAUUUGAGUCCCAAGGAGUUGACCUGAGUCAAAUUAUCACCGACCCUGAGUCUUUUCGAAACCUAUCGGCCACUAUCAAAAAGCUGGCAGAGUUCCAGGACAAAAGGCUGACCCCUGAGUGUAUUGAACUCUUACACGCCUUAAAAAAAGAAUGUGAUAAGGGGCUCCCACACAGAAUCCAAGCUGGCAAGGACGGUGCUUACAAUGUGAUACUCGACAUUCUCCUAAAAUCUCACGCUCAAAAAGACAUAACGGAGGCUGCAAUCAAAACCAUGGUGUCGCUGAUGACCAAACAACCCGAUCUUCUUGACGAGAGAGGUGUUUUGGUCAUUUUGAGCAACCUGGACAAAGGCGAACCAGAAACCCAAAGAUUUGUCUUAAAGUGGUGCAAAGAAUGCUGUGUGAUGCAUGAAAUGAACAGACAAAAAUUAAUUGAGCUAAACAUCGUAAAUAAACUGUCCAAGCUUUUGAAGGAAGGAAAUUCGCAUAUUUUGAGAGAUACUCUCCUCGUUUUAAGAGCUUUGACUUUGGAUGACGACGUCCGUGUAGAGUUCGGACGUGCCCACGAGCAUGCACGUAUUAUAGCCACAGAGACGCUAACCCCUCUCAUAGGAUUGAUUCAAAAAUUCCAGGCUGAAGAUAUUCUCGUUAAUGAUUUAAUUCUCACUCUGUCCGCUUUGCUUGUGCGAAACGAAUUCUGCAAGCAAGUGGAUGAAGUCGGCGGGAUUGAACUAAUCAGUGAAGUUGUGACUGCUUUUCUCAACAACGAUAAAGUUGUGAGACAAUGCUUCAAAUUCCUCAAGGCCUUGGCUGGAAACGACGAGUGCAAAGUGCACAUAAUCCAAAAGGGCUUGGCCCCGAUCAUUUCAGACGCGCUGAACGCCCACCAGGAUAACGUCCCGACAGCAGUCGGGGGUCUGAGUUGCGUGGCAGCGCUGUGUCUCAGGUCCCCCGAUAACAGCAAAGCGUUGUUUGAGGCAGCCUUACCCGAAGUUAUAAUCGCGAUAAUGAAAAAACACCCCAAUGAUAAAUUGGUUCAGAAAACGGCAAGUUGGGCAAUUCGUAACAUGGUUUCGCGCAGUCGCUACCAAAAUAGCCAUUUCCUAGAGUUGGGUGUUGAAGAAUUGCUUAAGAACAAUUUGGUGAAAUUUAAGGAGUUUGAGUACGACACCAAGGCGGCUUUAAGAGACUUGGAAGUUAAGGUGGACCUGAAGGAGGAGUGGACCGGAAAAGGCGGGAAAAUUACUUCCGGGACCAGCUUAUCCAUGGAUAGAAAAUAAUUUUUGCAUUUACUACACAAUAAUUUAUGCACCUAAUUUAAGCUUUGUAUAACAAGACUAAUAAAUUUUUCACAUUUUUA